UUCAGUGUUUGUUUACCUCGCGUGGUGGGAGAGAGGAAGGGACGCGGUGCUCCGUGCUGCCCCUUGUUAUCCUUGCUAUCCACGUGCCCCCCCUUGUUAUCCUCGUGCUCCCGGCCUUGUAGCGGUGCCGUGGCGGGGCGUGUAGGCGUUGACAUCACUCACGGUCAUCGGCACUGCCCAUACACUCAGUCCACCCUGGCGGGGACCUCACCAAUGACCUCCAUGAAAACAGGGUCCCAGACAAGCCAGUUGGUCUGAAGGCCGUGGCGCUGCUGUGCGGCUACACCAUUGCCUGGGACCGAGGCGUGGCGGACAUCUACUCCAAGAACGUGGACAGCAAGCAGUGUGGUUACAUCAUUGAUAAGCUGGAACCCAACAUGGAGUUUGUGAUAAGCCUGCGAGCCUUCAACAACGUGGGUGACGGGCAACCGGUGUACCAGCAAGUCCGCACCCAGCCAGAGGAGGAGGAGGUGGUGGCACCCACGCUGGACCCGGCGGUGUGGGUGAAGGCCGUGGUGCUGACGCCCUUCACCGUGGUGCUGCAGUGGGCAGACACCAUGCUGAGCCAGAACCAGUACAACAGCUGCACCACCUUCUCGUCCUCAUCCUCCAGCCGCUACGUCAACGCCACGGAUGUGACCUGCCUCAUUGACAGCCUCAAGCCAUCAACAGUGUGUGAGUUUGCUGUGAAGACCAUCAGGGUGAGACCACAGUGCUGGAAGCCUUCGUUCUUCUUUCAGUAAAUAUUCACUCAGUCCUGCAACACUUCUCAAGGAAAUCCUGCACAGCUGAAUCCUUGCUGUGAUGAGGCACAGAGAAAUUAUGACUCAUAGG
This is a messenger RNA of Eriocheir sinensis (Chinese mitten crab), 834 nucleotides long. Its product is annotated as neogenin-like. NCBI's taxonomy places the organism in Eukaryota, Metazoa, Arthropoda, Malacostraca, Decapoda, Varunidae. Gene Ontology annotation, molecular function: protein binding. The record is from RefSeq and is a predicted model, not a curated record. Bases 378 to 743 code for a protein of 121 amino acids. The transcript is spliced from 5 exons.